AUGACCCAGCUCAUGAAUGUUGACGAUGAACACCUGUCUGCCCUCGAUGUGGUUGUGCAGAAGGUCCGCAAGUGCACAGACAUGCCUGCGUACAGAGGGUAUCAGUCGACGAAGUUUGCCCGAGCAGCACGAGCUCUCAAGAAAGCAAGCGAGCACAGGCACCAAGUGACUUGCAGGGUGAUGGCCCUGAUUCACCGGUACAAUGAUCGUUAUGCGAAAACACAUGAAGAUGUGAUCAACUUAGAAGAAAAGAAGAGACCGAAGAAGGCAGGCCGUGGGAGUUACAAAAAGUGGUUGCCAACAGCUUUGUUGCGGGUUUGUUGGGGCUCCAAACCAGAUCCUCGGAAAAGGGUCGCAAAGAAUAUGGCAAGAAGACUUAGAAAGAAAACCAAGCCUUCGGCUGCCAGCCAGAAGCGCGCAGCUCCGUCUGCGUCGUCAAUCCGUGAAUGCGCCCGGCAACACGAUGCCAGCACGACUCAUGUAGCACGGGUGCGACAAGCUAUGUCUGAAGUGUUCAUGCGCGUGCAAACGCAGCAGCUGAACAUGCUGCCGCGUGUGGCAGAACAGUGGAUCGAAAUUGCGCUCGAUGAGACACAGGAGCCUGUCACUAUGGAGACCACUGGCCAAAGUGCGCAGGUGAUGGUCAUACAUGUGAAGCUGCAUCGGCUGUCAGCCUGGGGACAGCAAGUGCAAAGCUUCAGCGUCGUGCUUCCUACCGUCGUGCUGCCUGGAACGACCACAGACGACAUCCUCGGUGGUUUGAUGGAGCGGCUACCUGUCAGCUUGGAACAGUUGAACACCCUUGCUGAUAGAACGACCUUCUUCCUGAACACAGACAGUUUUGGGAGCUGCCUGAAGUUGACGAAGUGCCUCGCAACGAAGUUUGCAUGUUUCAGCUGCCCGUGUCGCAUGCACCAACUUUGCAUAGCAAUGACGUCCGCCAUCGCUUUGUCCGGCGUCAUGUCAUCGCUCUACUGUGGGUCCUUGCUUCUGCGCAGAGCAAAAUUUCAAAAAUCACUGCGUGCCAGGUUGGAGCACUAUCUUCGUGAUAAUCUCGACAUUACAUAUGAUGCCCCGACUAGUUCGGCUGUCAGCCAUGCCAAUGCAGUGUGGAAUUUGGCAUGGCCCUUGGUGCAAGCUGGUCACAGCACAGACACCCGUUUGACCACUCCAAAAGCACAAGCAUGGAGGAGGCUGCGGAAGAAUCUUUGCGGGCCGCUGAACGACCACACCCGCGUGAUCCACUACUGCCCUUACGGAUGUCAUGACUCCCGCAGCGACGUGGUCGAUGAGGUUUUCAAAGAUCUGUGCACGCUUUUCUUGGACUCUCCACCAAUGGUUCCAGUUUGGAACAAGUGGACCAAGGUGGUUCCUCCUUUGAUGUGGUUUGCACCUUUCAUGCUGGUGCACGGCCUCCUUUCCCAUAUUGUGAAGCCCGUUCUUGAGGCAUUGGAGGUGACGCAGGUUCAGACUGAAGCUGUGACCGAGACGGCUGUGACGGCAAUGUCUCUCAUUGAGUCGGAACUGGAGAGGAUCGCUGCACCGGAGCAAGACAGCGAGGCAUUCAGAAAAGAAGAAUUCGCGAGGGUGCGGAAAUUUACGAAGUUCGCAACGUGCAAAGGCAUGAAGGAAAAACUGACAGCAACGUUGUUGUCUCUACAGCCUGCUUUGAAAAUCAUGGGGUCCUUCUUCACCGCCGCUGAUGCAACUUCAUGUCCGGAUUUGCGCCGGACGUCCACUGUGUUGGUCCUGUCCCAGCCUUCCCAGUCGCCUGCCGUCAGCACGGUCAAGGUUUUGCUGAAUGCGCUAUCGUCUGAAGAUGCCUGUCACUGGCAAGCCUUGCGUGAGCCUGAUGCUGCUUGGGAUUGCCACAGUUACACAUGCGCAGCCACUCCAACUUGGUUGGAAGUUGGACAGCUGUAUGGCAGGCUGGUGCUGCCCUUCAGUGUUUGGCCGUUCAAAGCAGCCCUGAUGUUGGAGGAUGGCGUUUCUCGUGAGACUCAAGAGAUGCUGGCCACAGAACUGUUGAGGCUUUGUUCUCACCGAGAUCCCUUCCUGCAGUUCCUCAAGGGAGAUUUGCAGACGGAGACAGAUGUCCUGGACCCUGCCAACCUUCAACGAAUUCGGCAGCUGUUGGACCUUGCGCCAGUGACUAACGUGGUAUCAGAGAAAAGCUUUGCCGCGUCACAUGUUCGUCGAAUGACGGACCAUGGUCAGAGUCCGAAACUGCCAACGUUGGCUGCCCAACAUGUUCUAGCCGAGAGCAAAUCCAUUUUGGAUUGCCAGAGCAGGCAGAAAGCAGCCAUGCUGCUUGCGCACGGUUCGGCACCAGGUUCGGCUGUCAGCCAAGGCACUUCGCGCGUUUUGGCGCCAGGUUCGGCUGUCAGCCAGAGCCCUCUGCAAACAUCGGCUGUCAGCCAGAAUCCUGACAAGAACCAUGUUUGGCGACAUUAUAUGCGAAAGCACAUGCAAGCGGGCAAAACCAUGAAGCAGGUCGCUCAACAAUGGCGGCAGGAGAGCGACGAAGCCAAGGCACUCCUGGCGGCGGAAGUCGCGCGUGCUCCAAGACCGCCUGCCUCUCCCCAGCCGGCAGUCCCUGUUACCGCACCUGCUGCUCCAGCAACCGUAUCGGUAUGGCCGCAUUGCGGAGAUGAUUUCUACCCAUUGCGUGCAGACUGCUUGGAAUCUAUGGUUGAUGAGGUUCGUCCACUGGCAGAGAGCUGGGUGCGGCGAGUGGGCGAGACGGAGUGCAAGCCAAUGACAGCCACAGUUUCGGAUUGCGGCCCUUUGUGUCGUACCACAAAGUGUGUUCGGACUUUGCAAGACUGGCAGUCCAGUGUGCUCGAGCAUGUGCGUGUGAAGUUGAACAGGUUUGCUGCCUUCUGCAAGGCAAAGCCUCCAAAUCUUGGAGACAUGUGGCCUGCAUUGCCGGCAUUGCACAUCCAUAUAGAAGCGUCGUCUGGCAGCAGCGCUGAUCGACCCAAGGGAUUGACCUUGCUGCAGCUGUCUCCGCUGCAUGAUGCACAAGUUUACUGCUUGGCGACACCGUCCGCAGCACCAGUGCCAGCUGAAGGUGUUGUGCUACAGUUUGAGCCGCAGAUUGACAAUCUGCGUGGAGCGACAGAGGUGAUGGAACUUUGCUUGACGAUGCUGCCUACGCAGCCGCUGCUGUCUGGGGCGCCAAUGCCAAAAGAAUCCUUGCAAUUCCAGUGCUUGCGCUGCAAGCACACAAGUUUGACAUCCAUGAGGGUUCAGGUCGUGGAAGAUAUGGCUGACAUGGAGGCUGCUGCUGUCAGCAAAAGGAGAAAGGACAAACAGGCUUCUGACAUCUCAGCAGCAGUGCAGCGGUUGGAUGAUGACUCAUUGUUGAAGAAGCGCAUGAGGAUGCGGUCGAAGCAACCAAGCAGAAAGGCAGCCGCUCGGCCUUCCGGCUGUCAGCCAGAACCACUGAGAGACGAGGAGGUUGAACGCGAGGAGGAGUUGCACAUGUGGGAUGACGAGCUUGCAGCAGAAGCUGACCCCGUUGCAGGAGAUCCUUUUCUAGCCUUGGAAGAAGAAAUCGUGCGGUUGGGGUUCCCAGACGAUGAGCUCGAUGACAUGAGACAGGCAGAAAGAGAGGAACUAAUCACGUCGCCGACACAACCAUCAAUCAUGCCCUCGUCACGGCCAUCGACAAGCAAUUCGGCUGGCAGCCACGGGCGGCCAGAGCAGCUUCCUAGCAAAGUCCGCAUCGACCCCGUAACUGGCAGGGUGUUCCGCACAGACCGCGAGCCAAAUCAGUACAUCGGUCGAAUUUCAACAAUAAAGCAAAACACACCGCAGGAGGCCUUCUCAGUGUAUUGCGGUAUGCAUGGCUGCCAGCUGAUGCGUCUUGCUUGCCGCUGUCCUUCGCGUGGUCAAAUUCUCCAGUGGUUUGAGGAUGGUUUAGAGCUGCCCAAGUCCAGGGAAGGGGCUGUACAGAGAAAGCACAAAAGCUCCUUCCCGGAGCCCGCAGGCCAGUGA
Symbiodinium necroappetens is the source of this 4002-nucleotide messenger RNA. NCBI's taxonomy places the organism in Eukaryota, Dinophyceae, Suessiales, Symbiodiniaceae. The record is from the annotation of a GenBank genome assembly.